This is a messenger RNA of Schistosoma spindalis, 931 nucleotides long. The record is from the annotation of a GenBank genome assembly. Lineage: Eukaryota; Metazoa; Platyhelminthes; Trematoda; Strigeidida; Schistosomatidae.
UAUUGACCUAGGGGAUACUCACACCGCCUUAGAUUGUAGAAGCGGGUCAUUUAGUCUGUAUUCAUGCAUGUUACUUUUCCUUGAGUUGGUUUUUCUCCUCAUAAGUAUUUCGAAUGGAGAAAAUGAUUAUUUACAUCUUCGGGUAAUAAAUCCAUCCACUCUGCCAUUUACAUAUCGCUUAAGCCCUGGUCAAAUAGGACCCCAUUUUAAUACAACAUUUACGUCUACAUCACUAGUGCUAACAGAACCACCUCAUGCAUGUGAGCUGGUAAGUAAUGCACAUGAAGUUAAUCGAAAUAUUGCUCUGAUAAUUCGUGGAGGUUGUAGUUUCGUCACGAAAGCAAUUAAUGCUCACGUUGCCGGUGCAGUUGCUGUGAUUGUUUAUGAUUUUAACCGCAAGGCUAUCCACACAUUUAGCAUGAUUCAGGAUGAUACUUCCAGACGUGUGCAGAUACCGUGUGCGUUUAUGAAUGGAAAAGAUGGUCAUUCAAUAACCACUGCUUUGGAUAAUUUAAAUCUAACAAAAGCAUUAGUUGAUUUUCCUGUUAAUGUUACUGUGGUUCCAGUAUAUCAUUUGCGUUUAACUCCAUGGACAUUAUGGUGAAGAAUAAACUAAAUAUUCAAACUUUAUUUUCUCCUACAAACCAAUGAUUAUAUGUUUGUAUUUUCUGCACUAUGAGUACAUUUGUAAAAUAUUACUUCUUGUAUAUGACUAUAUGUUUUCAUAUGACUUACAACUCUUUCAUUUAAAAAAUGAGAUUUCCUUUAGUCAUAUAAUUCACUUACAUUAUAUUUUACGUUUGUUCUUUAUUCAACAUUGUAUUUUCUAUUUUCUCAUGUAAAUACUGGUUUGCUUUGUUAAACCUGCCUGUUAUCUUCUCCCAACUGAGUAAUUAUAGUUUUAUUAACACGUAAAUGGUUUUUAAUAUAG